AUGGAGCACAGGCACCUGCCCUUGCCAACAUUCUCCAGGGUGACCACCAAUGAGCUCUGCGAAAUCGAGUAUGACUUCGACGAUGAGUCUGCGGUGAUGACCUUUAUUCAGGAUAUUGCGAAUCCCAUGAAUCCACGCGGCAAAUGUUUCGUCGCGGAGCUGGAGGUCCCCUGGGUGGACAUCAGCUUCUAUGCCAAGCAGCAGCUGUUGAAGAAGCCCCCGUUGGAAGAAUGUGGAGUUGUCAUCGACUGUGGAAGUGUGGAAAGAUUCUUGAUUCCAACGAUCAGGACCAGGACAGCGGGUAACGGCAGUGUGGCAGUGAAAUGCAUCGACAUUGCCGCGCCCAUUAGCCACGAUGAGGGCGAAGCCUACGAGCGGGUCGGAAUCCGGCUUCCAACCGGAUCUUUCACAUACGCUUUCUUCGAGUCGCAGUACUUGGCGCGAGCAGAGGAUCCGCGCAGAGGCGCGCUUUUCCUGAUCGAUCCGAACAUGAUUCUGUGUCAGAAUGCGAUGACGGAGGAGCAGAAGAAGGAAUUCCAGACUUAUGGCGGCAAGAAAGUCCUGUACUUUGACGUUCUGGAUGAUCCUAACAUUAAGGAGAGAAGGGCAGAAAUCCAGCGCUGCAGGGAGAAGGGUGACGAGCAACGUAGAAGAUACGAGGAGGCCGACAGGAAGUGGGAAGAAGAGCGAGAGCAAAGACUCUUGCAGGCACAGCUCGACGCGGAGAAGCCCAAGCUGAGCAAAAAGGCCAAGCAGAAGGCUCGACAGGCCAAGAAAGCGUCUAAGCCUGGGACAGAAGAGCCGAAGGAACCGGUUGCUGACAAAGCAGAUGACGAACCAAAUCUGGAUGAAGACUCCGAGCAGGAGCGUCUUCACAAGCAGCGCCAAGCAGAGCGACGAGCCAAAAUUGAGGAGGACUUGAAGCAAGAGAAGGAACAGGAUUCGCACCGAAAAAAGUUAGAAAUGGCAGAGGCCAAGCGGCAGGCCCAAGAGGAAGCUAAUCGAAUCGCAACCAUGAAGACUCUUCUGCAGAAGGUGCAAUCCUCCUUGCCCAGCUCCACCCAGGGCUACUCCGGGCAGACCAUCUGA
Molecule: messenger RNA, 1089 nt
Organism: Symbiodinium natans
Lineage: Eukaryota; Dinophyceae; Suessiales; Symbiodiniaceae
Source: the annotation of a GenBank genome assembly